This is a messenger RNA of Staurois parvus, 504 nucleotides long. The record is from the annotation of a GenBank genome assembly. NCBI's taxonomy places the organism in Eukaryota, Metazoa, Chordata, Amphibia, Anura, Ranidae.
GAGAUUGUACCAGUCAGCGGGACCUUAUUCCACACGGUCAUCGAUCUGCCAGAGAACAAGAGGAAACUGUCCACGAAGUCUAAGAAAUGGAAAUCCAUUUUUAAUCUGGGCCGAUCCGGAACCGAAUCCAAAUCCAAAUUAAGCCGCAAUGGGAGUGUGUUUGUUAGAGGACAGAAAGACAUGGGAGAGAAAGCUACGAUCCGACCUGCUAAGAGUAUGGACUCCCUGUGCUCUCUUCCUGCAGAAGGUGAAGAAGAUAAAGGGAGUCGACUCAAAAGGCCUGUGGGCACCGGUGGGUUUUUCAUACCCGUCCUCAAGUCCCGUGCAACUGGAACUGGCAGCACUUAUGAUGUCAGUAAACAAGACAGUGAGUGGGAUGGCGAAGAAAUAGCUGGGGCUGCAGGAGGUUCUAAUCAAGACAAAGCCACCAAAAUGUCUCAGACAAAGCAGCCACCAGAGCAGAUGAAAGUUUUCCGAAUUGGGGAUGAUUCUGAGAAUGAGCAA